This is a messenger RNA of Macaca mulatta (Rhesus monkey), 4352 nucleotides long. It is a transcript of the gene ZFP41, whose product is annotated as ZFP41 zinc finger protein. NCBI's taxonomy places the organism in Eukaryota, Metazoa, Chordata, Mammalia, Primates, Cercopithecidae. Gene Ontology annotation, biological process: regulation of transcription by RNA polymerase II. Gene Ontology annotation, cellular component: nucleus. Gene Ontology annotation, molecular function: RNA polymerase II cis-regulatory region sequence-specific DNA binding; DNA-binding transcription activator activity, RNA polymerase II-specific. The record is from RefSeq and is a predicted model, not a curated record.
GGACGCAGGCAGGGGCGGGAGCGGCGGGGCGGUGCAGCAUCUAGGUCUUCCCUUUCCUGCCUCCGGACCCCGUGAGGGGCGCGCGCCUCUCCCCGCCUUCCAGCAGUCCUAGUAGGGCCCGGGCGAGUCCGCGUUCUGCAGCGGGAGGUCCUCGUCGCCCCUCGUCUCCAGCCAGCACCAAGAGGAUGGUGGCCCUUGGCCUCCUGGUGCAGAGCAUCAGUCCCGCGCUGGGAGUGUGGAGAGAUGUGUGGGAAGCAAGCCGUUCUUGAGGAAGUGGGGCCCACAGAGAAGUCAGCAGCCCCUUAGCCCUCACGCUUCCAAGGAACAGAACGAUGGAGAAGCCUGCAGGCAGAAAAAGGAAGACGCCGACCCCGAGGGAGGAAGCAGAUGUGCAGAAGGGCAUACUCAGAGAGGAGAAGGCGUCCGGGGACAGAAAGCCGCCCGAGAGGCCCACUGUGCCCAGGAAACCCCGCACAGAGCCCCGCCUGAGUCCUGAAGACGAAGAGCACAUCUUUGAUGCCUUCGACGCUUCAUUUAAAGAUGACUUUGAGGGGGUUCCCGUGUUCAUUCCUUUUCAGAGGAAGAAACCCUAUGAGUGCAGUGAGUGUGGGCGGAUGUUUAAGCACAAGACAGACCACAUUCGCCAUCAGAGGGUCCACACGGGAGAGAAGCCCUUCCAGUGUGUGCAGUGCGGGAAAGCCUUCCGGCACAGCUCCGACGUCACCAAACACCAGAGGACUCACACAGGAGAGAAGCCCUUCAAAUGCGGGGAGUGCGGGAAAGCCUUUAACUGCGGCUCCAAUCUCCUGAAACAUCAGAAGACGCACACCGGGGAGAAGCCCUACGAGUGCACGGACUGUGGGAAAGCCUUUGCCUACAGCUCCUGUCUCAUCCGCCAUCGGAAACGCCACCCUCGGAAGAAGCCCUGAGCUGGGGCCGUCUGUGGACUCAGGCCCUACAGUGCGAGCCUCGCCGGCCGCCUGCUCCGUGGCUCCCUCGUGUUCAGCGUCUGGUGGGGGCACAGGGCCAUGUGCACUGUGUUCCGUGCCCUGGGGACCCCCGGAAAAUCAGCCUGGUCAGAUGUGGGAACGUGCAAACGAGCGAGCGACCUUUCCACUGCAGAGAAUCUCUUUGGAUCAAGACACUGCAGUAAUGUAGAAGCCACGAGAGGCUCCUUGCAGCCACAGACCAUUUUCCAGGUUCUUCGAUGGCUCACGGGGCUCAGCACCAGAGAGCAGGGUGUGUUCACUGCCAUCCGUGGGACGGGUUUGGGUCACCUCAGAGCACCCAGCAGGAGAGGCUCCUGGUGUGGCGGGCGGCCGAGCACUUCCCGCUGCCACCUGCCUGUGAUGUCCUCUCUGCUUAAGCCUUUCAUCUGCUGCUGAACGCCCCAGUCUGGACACUCUGCUCUCUGGGUCCCCGAGCUCUGCAGCGAGCCCCAGGACCACUCGUCCCUUCCCGGCCUCUGUGCCCGAACUGUGCUUGGUUCUCUGGCUUCUCUCCUCCUGCUGGAGCGCCAGUCCCUGAGCUCAGACCCCGUCCCUGGAACUGGGCCACACUCCGCGCCCUCUUGGCCCAGCCUUGCUCCCAGAGAGGCGGCCUGACUUACCUGGAUGGACUCGGGACAAAGGUUCCUCAGGACCUUGGACACCACCACCUGCUGAGCUUCCUGCCCCAGCCACGUGGUGGGGCCCCUGGGGUGCCCUCAGCAGCUUCAGUCCAGCCUGCAUCUGCCCCUUGGCCUUCCGACGUUAGCGGUGGGCCCCAGCCCCACGGAGCAGCCCAGUAUUCAGGGCCGAUAAGACGGACCCCCAGAUGUGGAAUGACAUCUCACCAAAUGCCGGCCCCGGGUCAUGCCCACAGAGACACCUGCAGCAGUGCACAGAUGGCAGGACCACCUCGGCCUCUGUAGGAGCGGGCAGGCUGGUAGAGCAGAUCACCCCCAAAGCAGGAAGUUCCAGAUCAAAUAUGCAUAAGAAGCAACCUCAAAACUAACAAAAAGAUUCGCACACUCCUCAGUUCAGAGGAGGAGCAGAGAUUAAGAAAAGGAGAAGAAAAGCGCUCGGAAGAGAAGAAAAGGAACCUCCUCCUGUGUGGCAGGCGCCUGGCCCGGGGAGGGCGGUGUGCGGCAGGCACGUGCAGGGGAGCAGCCUCUGAAAUGCCUAGAAAUAGCUCCCAGGCGUUCACUUGGCUCCCAAACAUCUUCAGAGGUCAAAACCAUCACAGUGGGCAGCUUUCCACCAGUGACCCCAGUGUUCACUGUCCUCAGCCCACUGCAGAGCCAUCCUAGUGGGGCAGUGGACGCAGGGCGCGGGCUCCUGACUCCAGUGAGGCCACCCUGGAGGGAGUCCCAGGAAUCAGCCUAAUGUUCAGAACCUUCCCGGCAUCUCAGAAGUGUACUGGGGGAGACGUGAGGACCCUUCAGCCAAGUGUCAGCAUUCUCAUUGCAGGAGAACAUCAAAGCCGCAACCCAGAAACUUCUCAGGAGCAUGGCGCACCCACACCAGCCCCGGGCUCCACCUGGACAGCACCUCCUGGGCCACCCUGACCAGCGGGCACCACCCUCCCAGGCUCACGCAGCCACCCUGACCAGCAGGCACCAUCCUCCCAGCCUCACCCAGCCACCCUGACCAGCGGGCACCAUCCUUUCAGCCUUGCUCGGCCACCCAGACCAGAGAGUGGCCCUGACCAGCAGGCACCAUCCUCCCAGCCCCACUCACCUGCCGUGACCAGCAGGCACCAUCCUCCCAGCCUCACUUGGCCAGCCGAGCUCUGUGGGCCUCAGAGUGCAGAGUACCUCAAAUGUUGUGACUUUGCUCGGCUGCAGGGACGUGCCAUGGAGUGUCCCUUGUGCGAGCAUUUUGUGAGCUAUGCCAGCAUCUGUCCCCACAGGCUGCAUCCCUGAGCCAUUUCUCAGGAGAGCAGGAAGUGAGCAGGGGGAGGGGCGCUGCCAGCCAGCCCUGGGACCAGAGGUCUGGGGAUGCAGCCAGCCAGCCCUCCUCAUCUGGGCCUCUGUUUCCUCUUUGACACGGGGAAGCAGGGAGGGGCCGAUCAGCGACUGAGGCUCGUUGGCUCUGGUGGGGUCCACCUGCGUUUCUGGAGAGCCCAUGGACCCCGGACUGUACCCGGACUUCAUUCCCAGUGACCUCUCCUAUUGGUCCCCAUUUGGGGCACUGAGAUGUGACCGUUUCUUUCCUGUGAAUGAGCUGACAUCAAAACAUGCUGCAGAGGAAGAUAGGCCUUAGGGACAGUGUCCUGCGCCUCUGCACCAGGAGAAAAGCCGUGUCCCCAAGGGAGACUCAGAGCUGAGGUGGUGGUGGGCAGGGCUCCUGUGGAGCUGGGGCAGGGCAGGGUGUCUCUGAGGUCAGUGAGGAACAGCUGAGCCCAGGGAUGCGGGAAGGAUGGGGGUGCACUCUGGGAUGGGGCCAGCAGGGAGCCUCGUGCUUACAGAGCCUGGUGUUGGCACUCUCCUGGUUUCGUCUGCAAACCCAGCCACAUGGUCAGGGAGCCCGGGCCGAGCAGACGGCCCCCACCUUGACAGAAUCCCAGGGUCGUGCGUGGCAGUGGGAGCAACCUCACAGCCAAGACUGGGUCUAACGCUGCUGUCCCGCAGUCACCCCUGCAGGCGGCUCAGGGCAGGGCUCUGGCCUGAUGGGGGUUCCUGGACAUGCCUCUGAGCUGGCAGCCCCUACCCACAUCCCUGCACCCCUGCACCUUCCAUGCCUCUCGCCCUGGGGCCCAGGUUCAGGUUUGUGGGGAGUACAGCACCGUGCUCCCGUGGCCACCGCUCAGGCGAGUGGAUUCAGUGAGAGUUUUCAGUGUGUGCACCUCUGUCCCCGUGUGCCUGUUUCCUGGUGAGGCUGGACACCUGGCAUGUCCGACCACUCUCAUUCCCCAGGCUGGGCACCUGGCAUGUCUGAACACUCUCAUUCCCCAGGCUGGGCACCUGGCAUGUCUGAACACUCUCAUUCCCCAGGCACGCAUGUGCAGCCGCCGCCACCCGUGUACUACGGCGCUGACCCCUCCUGUAACAGCUGUGGUCUUGGCCUCUCGUGUUGGGGCAGAUGUCCCCUUUUCCACUGUUACUUUCUGUUGUCCAAAACUUUAAGUGUCCUGCCAGCCAAAGCUGUUGAGCAUGACUCUGAGACCAUCAGUCCUUGGUAAGUGUCCUGUGCAUUUGGGAUAAGCGUCUGUUUGCAGCUGCGCUUCCUGUGACUUGCUCUGCGUGUCCUCCUCGGUCCGCGUGGGCCACUGCGCUGGUUCCCAGCCUGCCCGACAUGCUCGCUGCGACACCUCCCUUCCCUGCUGCUUGCUGGCUUCUGUGUUCUCUGCAGUAAACAUUGAUUUCUGAC